This is a messenger RNA of Peniophora sp. CBMAI 1063, 1113 nucleotides long. NCBI's taxonomy places the organism in Eukaryota, Fungi, Basidiomycota, Agaricomycetes, Russulales, Peniophoraceae. The record is from the annotation of a GenBank genome assembly.
AUGUUCCCGACAGGCGCAUCGAGGCCCAGACUAGACACCAACAAGGUUAAGGGUGCACGAGACGACCUAUCGAAGGUAGCGCUCCUGCAACAAUGGCGCGACCUUCUAGACGAGUGUUAUACCUACAGCUGUGCUGCAGACGUGGCCUACGAGAUCACGAACCCUGGGAUGGUCAGUCUACAGAGUGACGUAUUGCAAGGCACGAUUCAAGUUCUGGCUCACAUGAUCCCGGAGAGAUUGAGGGAGCAAAGCUUGACUGCCAUCAACAUGUUUUUUGUGACCAAGGCGGCGAGCCGGACCUCCGUGAAAGAUCCCAGCUUCAUACCACUCGACGCCCUGCCCUGGGCCAUGGCAGUAGAUGCACGAACGGCAGAUAGGAUACUCCUGAAGAGCGCGACGACGCUCUACUCCGACGGACGUUCCAAUUACAACGGUUCUCAGCAUCCUAGUAUCUCUCCUAGUUCGAGCGUGCAACGAUCUAGUGCCUCGAUGAAAGGAAACGCUGCGUCCGCAGUUACCGUCUCGAGCCCGACCUUGCAAGCGCAGCCACUGUUGGAACAGUUACAGAGCAGCGGGCCACUCUCGGCGAUCCUCGCUCAGCAGCACAGAGCAUGUUCUCCUGUCACUGCAGCAACCGAGUUGACGACUUGCACAUCUGACAAUGGCUCAUCGGCGCCGCCUCGUUGCGUGCAGUUCAGGUCCACUGCAGAAGAUAGUCGUUCUGCCAUGCAAUUGGCCGCGCACUCGUUAGCCCCGCCGAAGUCAAUCUUAAAGACACCCCUCGCCUGUCCCGUGAGGCAGACAUUGGCAACUGAAGAGCUGAACAUGGUGCUGCGCCAGAAGGAUGAGCUUCAGGACAAGCUCCAUGAUGCCCACAACGAGAUCGCGGCGAAAGAACAUGAGCUGGUUGUGGUGCGUCGCGAGCUCGGCGAAAGGGAGAGGCAGCUCCGCGAUACUGCUGAGAAGUUUGAUCAAGUCUCUGAGGCCUUGAAGCGCUCGGAUGACCGGUAUUACACGACGAAACACGACCUGGAAGGGAAGCUUAAGCGACAAGGGGAGGAACUAGAUGAACAGGGGCGUAAGUUGAAGAAGAUCAAGGAAUGCAUCGAUUAG